Molecule: messenger RNA, 9810 nt
Organism: Plasmodium adleri (nom. inval.)
Lineage: Eukaryota; Apicomplexa; Aconoidasida; Haemosporida; Plasmodiidae
Product: SNF2 helicase, putative
Exons: 1
Coding region: 1-9810 (3269 amino acids)
Biological process (GO): nucleosome organization; regulation of transcription by RNA polymerase II
Cellular component (GO): nucleus; chromatin
Molecular function (GO): chromatin binding; ATP-dependent chromatin remodeler activity; ATP binding
Source: RefSeq, a predicted model, not a curated record
AUGAAUAAUAAUUCUAAUAUUAGAGAGGCGGUGCCUCAUUUUACUACUGAUAAUAAGAAUAAUGAAUCAGAGAAUUCAAUAAUGAAAAAGAACUUGACAUCCAAUUUUAUGGGUCAGGUAAAUAAUAAUAAGAACAGUACUACAUGUUCUUCAACUUAUUUAAAUAAUACAAAUAAUAUGAAUAUAUCAAAAGAUAAGAAUUAUAAUUCUAAUAUUAAUAAUGAUAAUAAUGCUUCUAUUAGUAUAACAAAUAGUUUAUUGAAUAAUGAUCAAAAUAUGUCUAUGAGACCACAAAUGGGAAUGAAUAAAAACUGUGGAGGUGGUUUACAUAAUUCAUAUCAAAAAUCUUUAUUAUCAUCUUAUAACAUGAAUAAUAUGUCUAUGAAUCACUUGAUGAAUAAUUCUAUUAAUAGGUAUAAUUCGUUAAAUAAUAAUUAUCCUCAUCAAGAUAUGAAUCAAACAAACAUGAACAUGACUAAUAUCAAAUCUGCAUUGCAGAAUAAUAAUAAUAAUAAUAAUAAUGAUGUGAAAGGAAAUAAUAUGAAGCAAAAUAGUUAUAUGAAUAAUAAUAUGAAUUAUCAAAGGAAUGAUAUGUUAAUGCGAAAUAAUUCCAAUUCGUUUAAUAUGCCAGGAAAUUUUUAUCCAUAUAAUAAUAGUAAUAAUAGUAACAAUAAUAAUAACAAUAAUAAUAGUAACAAUAAUAAUAACAAUAAUAAUAGUAACAAUAAUAAUAGUAACAAUAAUAAUAAUAACAAUAAUAAUAAUAACAAUAAUAAUAAUAGUUCAUAUUAUGGUGCAUCCUCAGUAAUGGGAUUAAAUUCCAAUACAAAUAAUAUGAUGAACAAUACAUCAUUAAAUAAUAAUUUUAAUAAUAAUAUGGGUGCAGAGAAUAAUAAUAAAACGAUGAAUUUAUUAAACAAGACCGGAGGAGGAAAUUUAGAUAAUACAUCACACCAACCAAUGAAAUCCUUACAAAGUACUGUGAACUUAAAUAAUAGAAAUAUUAACAGUAUGAAUAAUGUUAGUGGUAAUAAUAAUAGUAACUCAAUAAAUUCGAAUAAUAUAAAUUCUAAUAGUGUUUUUAAUAAUAAUAGUAAGGGUGUGAGUAGUUUUAUUUCCAACCCUAGUAUGAAUGUUAAAGGUAUAAGCAAUGUAUGUAAUAUAGCAUCAUAUAGAAAUAAUACUUCUUUUGAAAAAACCAAUAGUAUAAUAGAUAAUAAUAUGAGAUAUAUGAAUGUAUAUAAUAAAAUGGGUUAUAAUAAUAACGUUAAUGAUUAUCAGGCAUAUGAUAACUCAUCAGCUUUGAAUGAUAACUUAAAUAAUAAUAAGGACAAGCAGGGAAAAGAGGAAGGUAGUGGAAAUAAUGAAAAAAAUGGUACAUCAAACACUAUGAAUAAUGAUAAUAAUAAUAAUAAUAUUGGAGAUUCCAAAUUGAGAAAAAAAAGAGGAGAGAGUUUUAAUACCAAAGGGAUAAUAGGGAAUAAUGCUGAGUCCAUGAUAUUUAAAACAUAUAAAAAUAAUGACAUGGACGCAAAUAAUAAUAAUAAUAAUAAUAAUAAUAAGGAUAGUAUUAUGAAUAAUUUAUCAAAUAAUAAUAUUGGUGGAACAACAUCUAAUCCAUAUAAUUUAUAUUCGAAUUAUAAUUUGAAAUAUGCAAUGAAUAUGGAUAUGUUUAAUAAUAAUAAUAAUAUGGGUUCUUUUAAUAUGCUUAAUAGAAAUAUAAUGAACAAUCACUUAAAUAAUAAUAAUAAUAAUAAUUUUUCUGGUAUGUCCAUGUUUAAUAAUAUGGGUGAUAUGAAUAAUAAUAAUAAUAAUAAUAGUAGUAGUAGUAUGUUAUAUAAUAACAUGAACAAUUUUAAUUUAUUAAAUUCAUAUAAUAAUAAUGAUAACAACAAUAAUAUGAAUAGUAUUGGAGUAGGACUUAAUAGAUAUAAUGCAUACAAAAGUAUGGAAAAUUUAAAAAAUUAUAAUGAAGCACUUAUGAAUGGUGGUGCAGGUAAUAAUAAUUUAAGUAACCUUAUGAAUAUGAGCAAUUUUAAUAACAUGGUUUAUUUAAAUGGUCAUUCAUCUAUGAAUGAGAUGAAUAUGAGAUUAUUAAAUAAUGCAAAGUUCCUUCCAGGGAAUAUGGGUUUGAGUAAUAAUAAUUAUAUGAAUGAUUCUCAAUAUAUGAAUAAUAAUGAGAAUUUAUAUGGAAUGUUGUAUAAUAAUAUGGAUGAUAAAAAUAAUACGAAAUAUUCAAGAAAAGGUUCGUUAGGAGCUAAACAGCAACAACUACAACAACAACAGCAACAACAACAAGGGUUAUCAUCGACGAAGGGUAGAAAGUCGACAUCUCAGAAGAAGAAAAAAACAAAGAGUGCAACAACAGGAUCAGUAGGAACAUUAAAUGGUUUAGGAGGUGGAGAAGAAAAAUUAAAAAAAGGUGCUGCUGGAAAAAUAGGUGAUGAUUUUAUUAUGGAUAAUAAUGGUGAUAUAGUAAAUGAUGGAAAUCAUGAUGAGACUGAUUUGUAUGUGAAUACUUAUGUGAAGAAAUCCACAACAACCAAAAGUAGUACAAGAAAAUCAUCUUAUUAUUAUGAAACUGCAGAAGAUAAAUAUAAUGAGAAGGUUCGAAAGAAUGAAAAAUAUGACAUAUUUGUAUCUCCAAAUAUUGGAACGAUUGAAGGAGGCCGAACGAAUUUAAGACAGAGGAGGAAGGUGCAUAAUUAUGCUCAAAUGGAAGAUAAUUAUUUUGAAACCGAUGAGGAAGAUAAGAGAGUUGAUGAAGAGAAAUUUUUAUUGCGACAAGAAAAGCAGAGUAUGGGAGGAAUAGAUCGAGUAUUGCAUCAUAGAAAGAUAUUGGAUUAUGAUAAGAUAAAUAGUAUAAGUAAUAAUCCAUAUUUGUAUAUAAAUAAGAAGAAUAAGUUGAAGGAAAAAGAGAAAAGCUCAAAUGGUAAUAAUGAAAAAAUUGAUGGAUGUGAGGAUGGUUCAAAUAGUGGAAAGGUUAAUAAUGAUGAGAAUAAUGAAAAUGUGAAAGAUGAAAAUGUAAAAGAUGAAGAUGUAAAAAGUGAAGAUGUCAAAAAUGAAGAUGUAAAAAGUGAAGAUGUAAAAAAUGAAGAUGUCAAAAAUGAAGAUGUAAAAGAUGAAAAUUUGGCUGAUAAUAAUAUAAAUAAUAAUAAGGAUGAAAUGACUAAAGUCGAUUCUAACAAACAAACGAAUAAUAAUGGAGAUAACGAUGAUGGAAAUGGAGUUGAUGAAUUUUGCGAAGAAGAAGAUAUUGAGGAUAUUAAUGAAGUAGAGUUUUUAAUAAAAUGGAUAGACAGAUCUCAUAUUCAUAACUUUUUUUGUACUUAUGAUUAUUUGAAAAAUUUCCAUGGUAUAAAGAAAGUAGACAAUUAUAUUAAAAAGAUAAGGCAAUCAUUUCAAAAGAGAAAGUUUAUGACAGCUGAUGAAAUAGAACAAGAAAAGAUAUAUUCUGAGAUUAAGAAGCAGAUCGAAAUGGAUGCUAUCCAAGCAGAGAGAAUAGUUAUGCAUAAAAUUAGUGACAUUACAAAUGAGCAAGUAUUUUUAGUAAAAUGGACUAGUUGUGCCUAUGACCAAUGUACGGAAGAAACGAAACAGACAUUAAUAGAUCAUGGAUUUGCUAAAUUAAUUGAAGAAUAUUUUGAUAGGGAAAGUAAAAUAUAUGGUAUGAAAGCUAUGGCAAGUGUAUGGAAUAGAGGACCUUUAAGUGUUACUAAGUUUGAUCCUUAUCAUGAAACUCCAUUUUAUUUAAAUGAGAAAAAAUUAAGAGCUUAUCAAUUAACAGGAUUAAAUUGGAUUGUGAGUAGAAUGAAAAGGAAUUUGAGUGUACUUUUAGCUGAUGAAAUGGGUUUAGGUAAAACGGUUCAAACUAUUGCAGUUGUUGGUCAUAUGUUAUAUAAAGAAAAAUUGAUUGGUCCAUAUUUAGUUAUAGUGCCACAAUCAACUGUUGAUAAUUGGUUGAAUGAAUUUAAAAGUUGGUUACCUCAAGCAAAUGUAGUAUGUUAUCAUGGAAAUGCUGUAAGUAGAGAAUUAAUUAGAACUCAUGAAUUAAAAAAGGUUUAUGUACCGAAUAAAGGAUAUCGUUACAAAUUUGAUGUCUGUAUCACUACACCAUCUAUAUUAAAUAGUGUUAGUGAUGUAGAGUUAUUGAAAAAAAUGCCAUGGCAAUUAAUGGUGGUUGAUGAAGCACAUCAAUUAAAAAAUAGACAAUCAAAAAGAUUUAUUGAAUUAAAACAAUUUAUGGCAGAAUCUAAAUUAUUAUUAAGUGGUACUCCCUUACACAAUAAUUUAGAAGAAUUAUGGACCUUGUUACAUUUCUUAAAUCCACAACAGUACACUUACUAUGAAACCUUUCAAAAGAAAUAUAAUGAAAUUGAAAAUACAAGUUUGAUUGGUGAAGCAAAACAAAAACAAUUAAUACAAUUACAACAUGAAUUACAUGAGGUUAUAUUAAGAAGAGUUAAAAAAGAUGUGGAAAAAUCGCUUCCAAAUAAAGUUGAACGUAUAUUAAGAGUUGAAUUAUCCCCUAUACAGAUUGAAUAUUAUAAGAACAUUUUGACCAAAAAUUAUGAACAACUAGCAAAAGCUUCAGGGGGUGCAAAAAAUUCUUUACAAAAUAUAUGUAUGGAAUUAAAGAAGGUAUGUAAUCAUCCAUUUUUAUGUGCUGAACCGUUAGAUAAGGAUGAAUAUAAAGAACGUUUAGUUUAUUCUAGUGGAAAAAUUUGUUUAUUAGAAAAGUUAUUAAUUAGAUUAAAAGAAAGAGGAAAUCGUGUAUUAAUUUUUUCUCAAAUGGUGAAAAUGUUAAAUAUUUUAAGUGAGUAUUUAACAUUAAGAGGAUUUAAACAUCAACGAUUGGAUGGUACGAUGACCAAAGAAAUGAGAAAAAAGGCAAUGAACCAUUUUAAUAGUAAGAAUUCAGAUGAUUUUGUAUUCUUAUUAUCAACAAAAGCUGGUGGUUUAGGUAUUAAUUUAACAUCUGCUGAUACGGUUAUUAUAUAUGACUCUGAUUGGAAUCCUCAAAAUGAUUUACAGGCAGGAGCAAGAGCACAUCGUAUUGGUCAAACGAAGACGGUUCAAAUAUAUCGUUUGGUAACAAAAGAUUCGAUUGAACAAACUAUAUUAGAAAGAGCAAAAGUAAAAAUGGUGUUAGAUACAUUGGUUGUUCAAGGUUUAAACAAGAAACAAAAUGACAAUGUGAAUUAUGUAGGUGGUGAGACUGGUGGUUCAUCGAAUGGUUUUACAAGAGAAGAGUUAUCUAAAAUAUUAAAGUUUGGUGCUCAGAAAUUAUGGGAGAAAAACAGUUCUAAAUAUUCUCCUCAAAAAUUGGAUGAGGACAAAAAUGCGAUAAAAGGGGUAGAUGUUGAUUUAGAUAAAAUUUUGGAAGAAGCAGAAAUAAAUGAAAAUGCGAAUAAUGCAAAUAAAGAAUUAAGUUUGAAUUCUGAAUUGAAUGCAUUACAAGGUUCUAGUAAUUUUUUUAAUAGUGGAAAUAGUUUAUUUGGAAAUACAAAUUUGGUUGGUACCAAUGGGGCCACAGCAGGAAGUGGAGGAAUAGCAGAUGAUUUGUUAAGUUCAUAUAAUAACAUUACAGAAUUUAAAUAUGAGCCUCCAGCAAAUUUGAAGAGUAAUAUAUAUAACGAUUCAACAAAAGCAGACGAGGUAGAUGAAGAAGAGAAUGAUAAAGAUUUUUGGGAUAAGACCAUACCGUUAGAAGAACGAUUAAAAUUGAAAAGAAUGAAAGAGGAAGAAUUAUUAGUACAUGGUCCAAGAAAAACGAGAGCAAAAGAUAUGAGAAGUGUAUUAUAUAUGGAUCAUGGACAUUAUAAUACGGGUUCAUCUCAUCAUAAUAACAAUGCUCAUGGAAAUAAUAAUGACGAUGAGGAUAGUGAUGAAUUUACUAUCAAAUAUAAUGAUAAGAAUAGUAAGCAUUUAAAAAAGAAGCGACAAAGAAGAACAUCAACACAUAUAACUGAAAAGGACAAAUUUAGAUUAUAUAGAUCAUUGUUAAAAUUUGGAAAUCCAAGUUUGCGUUUGGAUGACAUUCAAGAGGAUGCAAAAUUGACUAAAGUAGACAAGAACGUAAUAUUGACAGAAUUGAAUAUAAUUGUUGAGACUUGUAACGAAAUAGUUGAGAGGGUAUCUAAAAAUGAGUCUGUUGAUGAUAAUAAAGCAAAAGGUUCAAUUAAUGAUGUGGGUGAUGUGAAUUCCAAAGAUGAUGGUAAUAAAAUGAAGAAAGGAAUAGAAGAAGAGAACCCAGAUGCCUCUUUAAAUACAAAGGAUGAAGAGGAUAAUAAUGCAUCUACAACAGGAAGUAAUAAUGUAACAACAAUGUCUUGUGACGAUUCGAAUAAGCAAGAUGAUAAUAAAAAGAAAGUUGAAGAAGAAGGAGAGAAGGAUGAUACUUUGACGAAUGAUAACAAUGCAAAGGAGGAUGAAGAAGUAGGAACGAUUGGAACGGUUGUGAGCAAAAGAAGGCGAGGCAGUACAUUGAAUAGUAACAGUAGUAGUGUUAUGAGUCAUGGUAUGAGAACUCGAGACAAGGCUUCCAAAGAUGAAGAUAAUAAUAAUAAUAAUAAAGAAGAUGAUGGUGGUAACAAUAAAGAAGAUGAUGGUAACAAUAAAAAUGAUGGUAACAAUAAAAAUGAUGAUGAUAACAAUAAAAAUGAUGAAAACACUAAAAAUGAUGAUAACAAUAAAAAUGAUGAUAACAAUAAAAAUGAUGAUAGUGUGGAGGAUGAACUUUUGCUUAAUCAGAACGAUGAUGACCAAUUAAAUACCAAAAAUAAUGAAAAUUCGAAUGACGAAAGUGACGGCGGAAAUAAUAAAGCGAAAGGGCUAGAUAAAGGGAAGAAAAUGGAUGCAUACACCUUUUUUAUAGGAACAAAUAGAGCAAAUGCUUUAGAUUUAUGUCAACGACUAAAAUUAUUUGAAGCUUUACAUAAUUUUAUUAAAGAACAAAAUAAUGACAAUGAGUAUAGUUUUAAGUUGCCACUAAAAAAAUGUGAUGAAGUUGCAGGUGAAGAUGAGAAUGGAAAGAAUAACGAAAAAGAAAAAUCCGAAAAGGAUGAAAAGACUGAAGAUGGAAAUGUUAAGAAUAAAGAAGUAGAAGAGAAAAAUAAUAUAUGUGUAGAUGUGAUGAUCGAUUCUUCAAAAGAUUAUUUAAAAUUGAAACUUCCUGAUUGUAUAUUUAAACAUAUAAGAGAUUUGACAUCAAAAGAUGUAAAAUCAUGGACAAGAACAGAUGAUGAAAAUUUAAUUAGAGGAGUAUAUGUAUAUGGUUUUGGAUCAUUUAAUGAAAUAUGUGCAGAUGUACAUUUGAAUUUGAGUCAUAUGAAAAAUAUAAAAUGUGAUAAGGUUAAAAUGAGAUGUGUGAGAAUAUUAAGGAUGAUAGAGGAGGUGUAUAAUAAUAAAGGGAAUGAACAAAGUGGGUGUAGAAAACGUCGUAGAACGAAAAAUAAAAAUAGUAUUAAUGUGGAAGGUGUUACAAUGGAUGGUAUUAUAAAAAAGGAAAAGCGAAAAUACAAUACUAGCAGUAAUAAUAAUAAUAGAGAUUUAGAUAUAGAUGUAGAUGCAUAUAAUGAUGAUGUUGAUGGGGUGGAUGAUGGUGAAUAUAACGAAUCUUCAAGCAAGGGUCAUCUAAAAAGUGGUGCCUUGAUUAAGGUAGAUAAAGGGAAUAACAAUAAUAAUAGCAAUACGACAAGUAGACUUAGUAGUAAUAGAAAAGGUGUUCAUUAUGGCAGAAGAAGUAGUGAGCGUAUGAAAUUUACUCAUUUAUUAGUAGACAAGAAUAGUGCUAGUGCUAUUAGGAAAAGGAGAGGUUAUAUAAAAAGAGGAAGUGCAGCAGGUGUAUCAUCAAGCAAUAUAGGUUUAGGAGGAGUAAGUGGAAAUUUUGUAGAUGAGCUGAAUGAAGAUAUAGAAGGAGAAGAUGAUUUUAUAGAAACACAAGAAGAUAAUGAAAAUAGUAAACAUCAUCAUAAUCAACAUAAUAAUUCUAAAAAAAGUAAGAAAAAAAGACAUACGAAUGCGGAUGUAUCAAAAGAUGAUAAAGAAUCAAAAAGGAAACGUGGACAUAAUAAAUUGAAAAAUGAAUAUGAUUAUUAUGAAAAUAAUGAGAAGGAAGAAGAUGAUGAAAGAGGAUCAAAGUUUAAUGAUAAUGAAUAUAAUGAUGAUAUUAUUGACGAUUAUAAUGACGAUUAUAAUGACGAUGAUGAUGAUGAUGAAAUUGAUCCCAACUUGAAAAGUUUACCAUUAAGAUUUCCUGUAAUUGAAAAAAAGAAAACUAAAUCGACAAUAUUAAAAAAUGCAAAGAAUGAAACGAUUGUAUGUAUUGAAUCUUCUGAUUCUUCAUCAUCUACUGAAGAUAAAAGUAUAAGAAGUAAAGAAGAUGAAUAUGACGAAGAGGAGGAGGAGGAGGAGGAAGACGACGAUGAUGAAGAAGACGAUGAUGAUGAAGACGAUGAUGAAGACGAUGAUGAAGAAGACGAUGAUGACGAAGACGAUGACGAUGAUGAGGAGGAAGAAGAAACUGGAAAAAGGAAAAGACGAAGAAACAGUAGAUAUUAUAAUAGCAAAAAUAAAUAUAAUAAAAAUAAUGAAAUGUUAGAUACAUCAAGUGUGGGUGUAAAUGAUGAAUAUAAAUAUGAAGAUGGAGAUACUUUGGAACGUAAAAAACGUAGUAAAGUAUUGGAUAAGAAGAAAAAGAAAUUAAAAAGGCGAAAAAAAGAGAAAAAAGACAAGAGAAAAAGAAAACGCAGAAAGAUAGUUGAUGAGAAUGAAAUAUUUGAUAAAAUAAAAAAUUUGAAUAUAAAUGAUAUGGAUUAUGAAGAACAACAACAUUGUAUAAAGAAGCUUGUAAAGAAAUAUAUGAAGAAAUAUAAAAAAUUAUUAAAAUUAAUAAAGAAGGUAAUAUUAUUAUCAGUAGAAAAUGCGAAUCAAGUGAAUAAUGAAGAGGAAAAUCAAUCACAGCUUGUUGUUCAUGAGCAGGAUCAACAAGAGGAUGUAUUAUUAUCAGGAAGAGGAAGAAGAACAAGAACGGGUACACGAACAAGUACAAGAACAAGUACAAGAAGAGAUAUGGAUUAUAAGAAAAUGGAAGGAGGAAGAAGAGGAGGAAAAUCAACAAGUGAUGUAACAACUACCAAUUCGUAUGAGAAGGAUGAACAUAUGAAUAAUACAAAUAAUAAUAUUAAGUCUGUGACAAAAUUAUUAUCACCUCAAGUACUUGAAAAGAUUGAGGAAUUUAUAAUUUUUAUUGGUAAAUAUAUUGAUAAAUUUUGUAAUAUAUGUAAUGAUGUUGAAUGUAAAGAAAAGUUAAUUCAAGCUUCAUGGGAGUAUGUUUCUAAAUUUGUUAUUAUAAUGGAUAGUACAAAUAAUAAAAGUACUGCUACUAAUAAUAAUAAAACGAAUAGUAAUAGUAGAUCUAAAGGCAAAGGUAGUAUUAAUACUGUGAAAAUGAAUAAUUAUGAAAGUGUGAGAGACAUAUAUAAGCAAUGGAAAGAUAAGAUGCAUGUUAAAGGUAGUCAUGAAACCAAUGAUGAUGAUGAUAAUAAUAAUGUAAUAGAAGAUGAAAAGGUAUUUAUAGAAUUUUUUUAUGCAAAAAAAGUAUCAUUUAAUAAAACCCAUACAACAACAGAUAGUAAUUAUAUGAAUAAUAAUUUGUAUAGUAAUAGUAAUGAAUUGUUAUAUAGUAAGAAAGGAAACAAAUCUGAAGAGUCCAUGUUGUCUAGGGUAAGAAGAACUGAAUUAUUGGAAGAAAAUAAUAUGAAUAUUAAUGAUUCUAAUGAAUCGAUAAAUGAAGAAUUGGAAGAUUAA